CCCCUUUGUCUUCUUCAUACACACUCUCCCUCUUUUUCCAUUUGUUUCAUUUUCUCUCUCCUCAAAUUUCCAUCUACCUUUCGGUCUCAGUGUUGGUGUUCACCCUUUUAGGUGGAGUCUUGCCUUUACCUUCUUCCAAUUCCACCAAUUCGAUCAUCCGAUCUUCUUGGUUGUUGUUCCAGAUCAUUCUAUUGAUUUGAUUUGAUUUGACCCUAAUUUCCGACGAUUCUAUUUCAACGAUGAGGAUUUCAAACGAUUAGGGGUUUGAUCGGUGUUUGUACAUAUUGAUUUUUUCUGUGUAUUGUUUUCCGGUGGAUUAGGUUGAUUUCAGAUCUGUAAGCUAUUGUAAUUAGGGUUUUUAAUUGGUGGAUAUGCAUAUUGAGGAUUUUGAAGCGGAAGAGGUGCUGGCAGGUGAAUCGGAUGAUCUUUAUUCUAAGGUUAGGGUUUCUGGAAAUGAUCGAAACGUCGUCGCUUGGGAUACGAAGAGGGUGUUGAUUGGAGCUGGUGCUCGCGCUCUAUUUUAUCCUACUCUGGUUUACAACGUUGUUAGGAACAAAGUUCAGACCGAGUUUCGCUGGUGGGAUCGGAUUGAUAAGUUUGUGUUGCUAGGUGCUGUACCAUUCCCAAGUGACGUUUUGCGGUUGAAAGAGCUUGGUGUUCAUGGAGUGAUUACUUUAAAUGAGCCUUAUGAGACUUUGGUUCCUUCGUCUCUCUAUCACGCUCAUGGCAUUUAUCACCUUGUGCUUCCUACUAGAGACUAUCUCUUUGCUCCGUCAAUGAAUGAUAUAUGCCAAGCUGUGGACUUCAUUCACAGAAAUGCUUCUCGUGGGUGGAUGACUUAUGUACACUGUAAAGCUGGUCGAGGUCGUAGCACCACAAUAGUCCUAUGUUACCUGGUACAACACAAGAAAAUGACUCCUGAGGAUGCUUAUAGCUACGUGAGAUCCAUCAGACCAAGGGUUCAGCUUGCUUCUAUCCAGUGGCAGGCUGUCAAAGAUUAUUACUACUAUAAGGUGAAGAACUGUAGCUCAGCUCCUAGUAACAAUUUGAUAACUAGAAGAUCAGGGGUUCCACCAGCAGCGGGAAACUUAUUUGAAUUUGAUGAUUGCUCCGUAGUGGUGGUGACGAAAUCCGACCUAGACGGUUAUGAUCGAAGUAAGCCGAGUGAUGAAGAUAGUCAGAUAUUGGCAGAUCUUAACGUGAUAUACAAAGUACGUGUUGCUGGUCAGGCGGCACUAGCCAGGCUAUCCUGCUUGUGGCUUCGUUGCCACACCGAGCAGAAGAUUGCAGAGGAGCAGCUUCUUAGGCAGGGUAGCUGCACCAUCACGGCAGACCAGAUAAGUGGCAGCCUUACUGUAGACAUCCAUGUGUAUUAAGAUUAUGAUGAUGGUCUUGUAUUCGCAUCAAAAUCAAACGUGUUUGAUACCUUGUUUUCUAUUUUCUGCCCCAGUAAAUAUGAGGAGGCUAAUAAAAAAUCUGGGUGUAGGUUGGCCUUGCUCAGCUUUCCCUUGUAAAUCUUGUCAUUUUCAUGUUUCUAAUAGAAGUGUAGAAGUAGCAUCA
Molecule: messenger RNA, 1560 nt
Organism: Spinacia oleracea (spinach)
Lineage: Eukaryota; Viridiplantae; Streptophyta; Magnoliopsida; Caryophyllales; Amaranthaceae
Product: phosphatidylglycerophosphate phosphatase PTPMT1-like
Exons: 6
Coding region: 372-1376 (334 amino acids)
Biological process (GO): protein dephosphorylation
Molecular function (GO): phosphoprotein phosphatase activity
Source: RefSeq, a predicted model, not a curated record